AUGCUCACCGCACUUCGCGCUGCUCAGCGUGUUCCUCGACACCUCGCGCCGUACACUCGACAGCUUCAGCGACCAUCGAGAAGAUCUUACGCCUCCGUAACCGACCUCGAGCGACUGCCCAAGCAAGGAGCGCAACUCCAUGGCUUCACACUCCAACGGACGAAGCAUGUGCCCGAGCUAGAGCUGUCCGCGCUGCACUUCCAGCAUGACAAGACGGGAGCAGACUACCUGCACGUAGCACGAGAUGACCAGAACAAUGUAUUCAGCAUCGGCUUCAAGACAAAUCCCCCGGACGCCACGGGCGUGCCGCACAUACUCGAGCAUGUUACAUUGUGUGGAUCGGAGAAGUAUCCUGUUCGCGAUCCCUUCUUCAAGAUGCUUCCUCGAUCGCUGCAAAAUUUCAUGAAUGCUUUCACGAGUUCUGAUUACACGAUGUACCCAUUCGCUACGACCAAUGCUCAAGACUUCAAGAACCUCAUGGAUGUGUAUCUUGAUGCUACUCUGCAUCCUCUGCUCAAGCAUGCCGACUUUGUGCAGGAAGGCUGGAGGAUAGGGCCGGAAGAUCCGCUCGCCACUUCGCAGGGCCAGGGCGAUCUGAUCUUCAAGGGUGUUGUGUACAACGAGAUGAAAGGACAGAUGUCAGAUGCUCAGUACCUGUUCUACAUUCGGUUCAUGGAGCACAUCUUCCCGUCCCUCAACAACAGCGGAGGAGAUCCGCAGAAGAUGACCGACCUCACGUACGAGCAGCUUAGAGGCUUCCAUCAAGCGCACUAUAAUCCGAGCAACAGCAAGAUCCUGACCUAUGGUGAUCAGCCUGUGGAGGACCAUCUCAAGAUGCUCGAGCAGCAUCUGGCAUCGUUCGAUCGCGGUGACGUGGACUCCGACAUCAAGCUUCCAAUCGAGCUUGCGAACGGUCCUAAACAAGUGACAUUAUCAGGCCCUGUAGACCCUCUGACACCUCCGGAUGCGCAACACAAGACCUCCACUACUUGGUUGAUGGGCGACACAACCAAUAUUGCCGAGUCCUUCGCGCUUCAAAUCGCCACAAGCGUGCUGCUUGACGGUUAUGGUUCGCCGCUGUAUCGAGCGCUCAUCGAGUCUGGACUAGGGACAGAUUUUACGCCAAACACGGGCUACGAUACAUCAGGCCGCAAGGGCAUCUUCUCCGUCGGCUUGACCGGCGUGAAGGAGGCGGACGUUGCGAAAGUUGAUGCAGCAAUCAAGGCGGCUCUGCAAGAAGCUGUGGCUAAAGGCUUUGAACGGCACAAGAUAGAUGGGUUGCUGCAUCAACUGGAGCUUGGGCUCAAGCACAAGACCUCCGGAUUUGGCAUGAACCUCAUUCAGCGACUGAAGCCAGGAUGGUUCAACGGCAUUGAUCCGUUCGACGCUCUGGCUUGGAACAAGAUUGUGGAGGAAUUCAAGGCUGAGUACGCCCAGCCUGGACGUCUCGAAGGGUUGUUGAAGCAGUACCUCGACAACGGGAAUACACUGACCUUCACGAUGGUGCCGGACGAAACAUACGGAGAAAAAUUGGCCUCGGAAGAGGCACAGAAGCUACAAAGCCGGAUCGUGGACACCGUGAAGCAGUUCUCGUCGGAGGAAGAAGCGCACAAACAGCUCGUUGAAAGGGAGUUGAAAUUACUCCAGGAGCAGACUGCCGGCCAGACCGAGUCUCUGGACUCGCUGCCAACCUUGCACGUCAGCGACAUACCUCGAAAGCAACAGCCGGUACAAUUGAGAGACGCCAACUUCUCAAAUAAUGCGAAGGUGCAGUGGCGAGAAACAGCAACCAACGGCAUCACCUACUUCCGUGCUCUGUCCUUGUUCAAGGACCUACCGGAUGAGCUGCGCAUGCUUGUGCCGCUGUUCUGUGACAGCUUGAUGCGCAUUGGAACGAGGAACAAGUCCAUGGAGGAACUUGAAGACCUCAUCAAGCUGAAGACGGGUGGCAUCAGCUUCGGGUAUCACGUCUCUACCUCGCCGCACGAUCUUCAGAAGGCUGAAGAGGGACUCGGACUCGUCGGCCACGCACUCGAUGGCAAUGUCUCGGCAAUGUACGAGCUCUUCCAGAUGAUCUUGUUGGAAACGGACUUCGACUCUCCCAACGCACAGAAGAACAUUCGCCAGCUGUUGCAGACCAGCGCAAGCGGUGCUGCUGAUGCCGUUGCCGGGAGCGGACACUCGUAUGCUCGACACUAUGCCACCGCUGGUCUGACGCCUCAGGGCAGGCUAGUGGAGCAGACUGCCGGCUUGACACAAGUCAAGCUCAUCACCAGCCUCGCUUCGGCCGAGGAGAACCAGGAGGCAAUGGCAGAGCUUGCGAGUAAGCUGAAAGCAAUCCAAACACUCGUAAUCGCCAACCUCAACCUCAACACCCGGCUGGCGCUCACAUGCGGCUCUGAUGCCGUGAGUGAAAACGACAGAGCUCUUCAAUCCUUCCUCGGAACGAUGUCUGCACACAAACUCUCGCCGCCACUGCUUGCAAAGCAGGGUUUUGUCAAGCCCCAACAAUAUCCCGCCUCCGGCAAGACGUUCUUCAAGUUCCCAUACCAAGUCUCCUACUCCUCCCUCGCUCUACCGACCGGACCGUACACCGACCCAACCUCCGCGCCCUUCGCCAUUCUAGCCAAGCUCCUAACACACAAGCACCUUCAUCAUGAGAUUCGCGAAAAGGGCGGCGCGUACGGCGGUGGAGCUUUUAGUGGCGGCAACACGGGCUUCUUCGGCAUGUACAGCUACCGUGAUCCUGCCCCGGAGAACACGCUCCGCAUCAUGGCUGACGCCGGUCGUUGGGCUACUGAACGGGAGUGGACGGACCGUGAGCUUGAGGAGGCCAAACUCGCUGUUUUCCAAGGUGUUGAUGCGCCGCUUGAUGUUAAUGCGGAGGGUAUGGUGCGUUUCUUGAGCGGGAUCGAUCAGGACAUGGAGCAGAAGAGGCGUAAGUGGUUGUUGGACGUGGAUAAGCAGCAGGUCAGGCAGGCUGCUGAGAUGCUUGACGCGAAGAUGAAGGAUUCGAGCGUGGCGUUGAUCGGGCAGAAGAAGGAGUUCGUCAAGGAGAGCGCUGGGUGGCGGGUCGAGGAUAUGGGGAUGGCGGCGCCUGAGCAGGUUGAAGCGGCGGAGGAUUCGUGA
Messenger RNA from Saxophila tyrrhenica, 3129 nucleotides. It is a transcript of the gene CYM1, whose product is annotated as Mitochondrial presequence protease. Gene Ontology annotation, biological process: protein processing. Gene Ontology annotation, molecular function: metal ion binding; metalloendopeptidase activity. The record is from RefSeq and is a predicted model, not a curated record. Gene Ontology annotation, cellular component: mitochondrial matrix. NCBI's taxonomy places the organism in Eukaryota, Fungi, Ascomycota, Dothideomycetes, Mycosphaerellales, Extremaceae. Bases 1 to 3129 code for a protein of 1042 amino acids. The transcript has 2 exons.